AUGACCAUGGGAGAUCAUAAUAACUGGGGAACUUCUGAACUUAAUCAUCAUCAAGUUGAACUUGAUGUUCCAAAAUUCAAGUCUGUUCAACCUCCUUCACCACCCCUCUCUCCCUCUCCAGCCUCCCCUUCUUCUUACUUGGCCUUUUCAUCUGCUUUCAGCCCAUCUGAGUUUUUGAACUCUCCUGUGUUUUUUCCUUCUCCAAAUACUUUUGCAUCUUCUACUACUGAGGCUUUGGCUGGUCAGACCUUCAACUGGAGGAGCGUUUCAGGAGAAGAACAACAACGUGACAAGGAAGAUGAGAAAAACUACUCUGACUUCUCUUUCCAAACCCAUAUUCAAUCUUCCUCAGACAUGUUUCAAGUGGAACCACUUAAGAAACAAGAUAUAUGGAAGUUCAAUGAACCUUCAGAGCAAACUGAUUUUUCAUCUGAGAGGACAGCAACACAAUCUGAAUACCCUUCAAUUCAGAGCUUUUCCUCACUAAUGGCAUCAGGCAAACCGGAAUUACAAAGCAACUCAGUUCCCGGGUCUGGUUAUUUUGAUUAUGCCAAUGCAUCUCAGGCUGUUAGAGAACAGAAGAGAUCAGGAGACGGGUUCAACUGGAGAAAAUAUGGACAGAAACAAGUGAAAGGAAGUGAAAAUCCUCGAAGUUAUUAUAAGUGUACACAUCCAAAUUGCUCAGUGAAGAAGAAAGUGGAGAAGUCUUUGGAUGGACAAAUUACUGAAAUAGUAUAUAAGGGCCAUCAUAACCACCCAAAACCACAGUCUACUAGAAGAACAAACUCUCAAUCAAUUCAUCAACCUUCUUCAUCUUGCACAAACUCAGGGAUUUCUGAUCAAUCAGUGGUGACCCUAGGGAAUCCACAAAUGGACCACUUCUCCAUACAAGAAGAUUCUUCAGCUUCUGUAGGAGAGGAAGAGUAUGAGCAAACAUCCCAAACCAGUUAUUCUGGGGGAGAUGAAGAUAACCUUGCGCAUGAGGCCAAAAGAUGGAAGGGAGAUAAUGAAAACGAUGGCUACUCCGCCUCAGGGAGUAGAACUGUGAGAGAGCCUAGAGUUGUAGUUCAAACCACAAGCGAAAUUGAUAUACUUGAUGAUGGAUUUAGGUGGAGGAAAUAUGGACAGAAGGUAGUGAAAGGAAACCCAAAUGCAAGGAGCUAUUACAAAUGCACGGCCCCUGGUUGUUCAGUGAGAAAACAUGUUGAGCGAGCUGCACAUGAUAUCAAAGCUGUGAUCACAACUUAUGAAGGGAAACACAACCAUGAUGUGCCUGCUGCACGAGGUAGCGCAAGUUAUAACAUGAACAAAAAUUCUCUGAACAGUAACAUAUCGGCUCCUAUAAGACCCUCGGCAGUGAACUGUUAUUCUAGCUCAUCAGGUUUAACAAAUUCUCUCUACAAUAAUACCAGGCUUCCAGCAAUCGGAAAUCAAGAAUCAUUUGCACUGGACAAGUUCAAAAACCCUGAAAGUUUUGGCCAUUCAGCUCUUACCAAAUCAAUGGGUUCAUAUGGCGAUCAUGCACCAUACUCAGAUGCUGCAUACUCAAAUGCCAAGGAUGAUAGGAAGGAUGACUCAUUCCUUCAGUCAUUUCUAUCAAAGGACUUCUAA
Molecule: messenger RNA, 1611 nt
Organism: Sphenostylis stenocarpa
Lineage: Eukaryota; Viridiplantae; Streptophyta; Magnoliopsida; Fabales; Fabaceae
Source: the annotation of a GenBank genome assembly